This is a messenger RNA of Trametes versicolor FP-101664 SS1, 1587 nucleotides long. RefSeq lists its product as uncharacterized. The transcript is spliced from 2 exons. The record is from RefSeq and is a predicted model, not a curated record. NCBI's taxonomy places the organism in Eukaryota, Fungi, Basidiomycota, Agaricomycetes, Polyporales, Polyporaceae. Bases 1 to 1587 code for a protein of 528 amino acids.
AUGGUGAAACCUAUCGACAUGAGUCCCAACAACGUCGAGCAGCUCGUGCAUAUCGUGAAGGGCAAACUUGGUGCCUCAAGGGCAGCCCCACUUGCUGUCGACGCGCCCUCAACGAUAGUUGCGACUACUGGCGACGGCGAGACAAGGAACAUCAUACCGUCUCAGCAGGAUGAAAUCCCACUGGAUCGUGUGGUUGAUCUUACCGCCGAGUCUCUGCGUUCCUUCGACGCAGACUACAUGUUUAGACUUCUGCGGAACGCCAGCAUGCCGAAGCUGGACACACUCGCCGUGAAACACGAAGUCCCUGUACCCGUCUCAGGGGGUCCCACCUUCCUGCCAGCGCCCCCCGUGUUCGACCUCUCUCCGGCCCAACUCCCCACUCUGAGCUCUAUCAAGAUGACGUAUGCCGCGAUCCGUUUCCUGCCGUCCCUAGCCUCCCAAUUACGCAUCUUGCACAUAGACAGCGGCAUCGCAGGGAUUUCACUUGGUCUCUCUCUCACACCAUUCCUCGAAAGCCUUUGGAGCCUCUCGCGUAUAGAAGACCUUCGCCUCAUCCGGUGCUUCGCCCCGUCAGCCCCCCAGGGAGAUCCUGCCAGCGCGCGUGGUCCGCUCAACGCCUCGCAGUUGACGAACUUGGAGAUAGAGGACUAUCCCUGGAACAUCGGCCGGAUCAUGACCGAGGUUAAUGUCCCCGCAUCCGCUUUGGUCACCCUCUCCGGCACCGUGCACGGGGCGUCUCCCGAGCAAUGCGGCUUGGCGAUCCUGGCCAUGCUUCCCCGCGAUCGAGUCCGCCUUUCCGUUCUGCGCUUCAUCCAAGCGCUCGUGGUUUCGGUCAUUUCAUACCGAUGCGAGGUCACUGCCUACAUGCGGGAGGAUGAUGCUAGCAGGCCACUCCACCCCCUGGUCUCAUCGGCUCUACAUCUGCGCCUUCUCACCGACAUAUGUGACGACGAGAACCACUAUUCCAGUACCUCGCCGGCCGCUCGACUAUCACUCUUCUCCACUCUCCUUUCCGGGCUCAAGCACAUGUUUCCGGACACCAGGGGCGCCACAUAUCUCAGGAUGGACGCCCCCGAUGGGUUCGAAACCAUAGCACAAGCUGUUUGGGUCGACACCCUUAUUCGCUUCCCCAACCUCUGCCACCUCGUCGCCCACGACGAAUAUUUCCGAGAGUACCCUAGACCCUUGCUCAACGCCCUCAGCGUCCCCGGGGGGCGCUCCGAGCCUCCAGCCUCACUCCUCUGCCGUAACAUCCACUCCUUCGAGCUUUGCGGCGGUGAGAUCGAUGUCAUGGACAUCGACAGUGACAGCUGGGACAUUGAUACCGAGGACGACGACAACGACAACGAGGACGGCGACAUCAAGGACGGCCCAAGAGUGGAUCAGCUCGACCACAUCGUCGCAUGUAUGGAAUCGCGCAGGAAACACGGUGGACCCGUGCCGCUGAAAGUCUUGACCGUUGUGAUAUCCAGUUCUGUGGAUAUUCCUGCGCAGCUCUUCGCACGGUAUCGGGGCAAGUUCGAACACCUCGCCCAACAUUCCGACUUGACUGAGAACGAGGAGUUCAAGUUGUUGGAAGGGAACUAG